GGGCCGCACUUCACGGCAACGCCACCACUCGUCGGCCUCUUGUAACACAAAUCGUCAGACGAGAAAGUCGCAUUUUGUGUGCUGCUUACGUUUCGUGUCGGAAAAAGGACUUAAAAAAUGCGUUACGUGGCUGCAUACCUGCUCGCCGUGCUGGGCGGCAAGGAGAACCCCACCACCGGAGACCUGGAGAAGAUCCUCAGCUCCGUGGGCGUCGAAGUGGACGCUGAGCGCGUGAAGAAAGUCGUCGGCGAACUCAACGGGAAGAACGUUGAGGAGUUGAUCGCUGAAGGACGCGAGAAGCUCUCUUCGAUGCCAGUGGGUGGCGGAGCCGCCGCUGCUGCCGCAGCCCCAGCCGCUGCAGCUCCAGCAGCCGCCGCUGAGGAGAAGAAAGAGGAGAAGAAGAAGGAAGAAUCCGAGUCUGAGGACGACGACAUGGGCUUUGGUCUCUUUGAGUAAAGCCGAUUCCGGGAAUGUACAAAAGCCUCUUUUGUAUAAUCAGGUCAACAGACUUUUAAGAUUUAUUUCCGUGAAAUAAAUGGAAAAGAUCCCAAAAA
Molecule: messenger RNA, 554 nt
Organism: Phlebotomus argentipes
Lineage: Eukaryota; Metazoa; Arthropoda; Insecta; Diptera; Psychodidae
Gene: RpLP2
Product: large ribosomal subunit protein P2
Exons: 4
Coding region: 118-456 (112 amino acids)
Biological process (GO): cytoplasmic translational elongation
Cellular component (GO): ribosome; cytosolic large ribosomal subunit
Molecular function (GO): structural constituent of ribosome
Source: RefSeq, a predicted model, not a curated record